This is a messenger RNA of Terrapene triunguis (Three-toed box turtle), 1938 nucleotides long. RefSeq names its product solute carrier family 24 member 2 (gene SLC24A2). Gene Ontology annotation, molecular function: calcium channel activity; calcium, potassium:sodium antiporter activity. The coding region runs from base 1 to 1938 and encodes 645 amino acids. Gene Ontology annotation, biological process: long-term synaptic potentiation; calcium ion transmembrane transport; intracellular calcium ion homeostasis. NCBI's taxonomy places the organism in Eukaryota, Metazoa, Chordata, Testudines, Emydidae. The record is from RefSeq and is a predicted model, not a curated record. Gene Ontology annotation, cellular component: membrane. The transcript has 13 exons.
AUGGCUCUCUCUAAAAACAUUGCUGCAAGUAUCCUUGAAGAAUGGUGUUUGGAGGAACCACUGUUUAGGUGUAGGAGACAUCAGAAUGUCAGGAAAAAACUGAGACUGAUACGAAUAAUAGGUCUUUUCAUGAGUAUAAUGGCCAUUAGCACUUUCUCUCUUUCAAUUAGUGCCUUUUUCAAGAUGGAGCCACAUAGCACAGAGAUGACCAGUAGUCUAGGUAGCCAAAAGUCAAUGCAUGGGCAUCAAAGAACUCUGUUGGACGUCAAGGAACAGAAUCAAAAUGGCACUCCAGAUUCACCUAUUUCUAUGAAAUAUGAAACUGAACACAAUAAUGCAACAGAAGAACACUCCAAGGGAGAGUACCCAAAAGACCUUUUUUCUCUUGCAGAAAGAAGAAGGGGGGCAGUAAUCCUCCAUAUCAUGGGAAUGAUUUAUAUGUUCAUAGCCUUAGCCAUAGUCUGUGAUGAGUUCUUUGUUCCUUCAUUGACUGUCAUCACUGAGAAGCUAGCCAUAUCUGAUGACGUGGCUGGGGCAACAUUCAUGGCUGCUGGUGGUUCAGCUCCAGAACUCUUCACAUCUUUGAUAGGAGUCUUUAUAUCUCACAGUAAUGUUGGCAUUGGAACAAUAGUAGGAUCUGCAGUAUUCAAUAUCCUGUUUGUUAUUGGAAUGUGUGCUUUAUUUUCUAGAGAGAUCUUGAACCUUACCUGGUGGCCGCUCUUUAGGGAUGUGUCCUUUUAUAUCAUGGACUUGAUCUUGCUAAUAAUCUUUUUUUUGGAUAAUUUAAUCAUGUGGUGGGAGAGCUUAACACUACUGAUAGCUUAUUUUUGUUAUGUGACUUUCAUGAAAUUCAACGUUCAAGUAGAAGAAUGUGUGAAAAAAAUUUUAAACAGGAACAAAGUUGAGAAGGUGAGCCCAGAGCCCUCUUCCAAACCUAAACCCCUCAUCCCCAGGGGAGGCAGGAGUGCGGAGUUAACCCAUUCUCUGCUCUCUUCCUUCUUCCCCCUCUGGUCUCACACACUGGAUCCAAUCCUGCAAGAUCUUGGAUCAUAUGGAAAACUAAAAUAUUAUGACACAAUGACUGAAGAAGGAAAGUUCAAAGAGAAGGCCUCAAUUCUUCAUAAAAUUGCCAAAAAGAAGUGCCAGGUGGAAGACAGUGAAAGACGGAAUGGGGCUGCUAAUCAUGCUGAAAAAAUUGAACUCCCAAAUACUACAAAAGUGGAAGUUGAAGUAACACCACCAAAUGAUGGUUCAGGACCAGUGCAAAAUGGAAACAUUGCCCAUGGAAUUGAAGAGAAUUCAGAAGACGAUGAUGAAGAGCAGCCUCUCAGCCUGGCCUGGCCUGACACCCUACGCAAACAGCUCAUGUAUCUUGCUGUUUUCCCCAUUGUUUUGCCAUUGUGGAUUACCCUGCCAGAUGUCCGAAAGCCUUCCUCCAGGAAAUUUUUUCCUGUCACAUUCUUUGGAGCAAUCACUUGGAUAGCAGUUUUUUCUUAUUUAAUGGUCUGGUGGGCACAUCAGGUUGGCGAGACCAUUGGCAUUAGUGAAGAAAUCAUGGGAUUGACUAUGUUAGCUGCAGGCACCUCUAUUCCUGAUCUAAUUACCAGUGUUAUUGUGGCACGAAAAGGCCUAGGUGAUAUGGCAGUAUCCAGCUCUGUUGGAAGCAACAUCUUUGACAUCACAGUGGGUCUUCCCCUUCCAUGGCUCCUGUAUGCUGCAAUUAACGGCUUCACCCCGGUGAUUGUCAGCAGCAAUGGAUUGUUCUGUGCUAUCGUCCUCCUCUUCAUCAUGCUGCUCUUUGUCAUCCUCUCCAUUGCGCUCUGCAAGUGGAGGAUGAAUAAAUUCUUGGGCUUCACCAUGUUUGGUCUCUAUUUCAUAUUCCUGGUCAUCAGUGUCCUUCUGGAGGACAAGGUGAUCUUGUGUCCCGUCUCCAUCUAG